CUCUGAUGAGGACUCCUAUGAGGGGUUAGAAGAGGAUGGAGGCAAGGAGCGAGGAUGCCGAUAAGAAUUUGAUGAGCCUCGUCUCUAGUAAGAGAAGUGGCAAAGAGCGAAAAAUGAGUUUAGAGUUUGCUUUGGUAAGAUUGUCUCUGAGGGUCAGCUGGAGGACGGAGGGCACAAGGAUGCCAAUAAAAAUUUAGCAAGCCUUAGCAUCAGUUGGAGAAGAAGGAGCAAAUGGCAAAUGGGUGGGGUUCACUCCAAUCAGAGAAAGAAUGGAUGAAUAGGUGGAAGUGUAAUGGCGAAAAAAGGUUAUUGUUAGGGUUGAACCAUUGAAAAGAGUAUAUAGGUUAGGUCGGGUUGGGGUUUGAGUUGAUUAUUGUCUACAAAUUCAAACCGAAACUGAAUUUAUUCUUUCAAUUUGAAAAAUUUUGAAACCGAAAUGAUAGGUUCAGAUCAAGUUUGCUGUCCAGUGGGUUUUUUACACAGAUCUAGUUUUAAGCAUUGCUGGACGGCAUGGAUGUACCUCCAGCGGGGUAAUCCACAUGCAAUCUGGCCUAUUUUGCGGUCUGGGCCUAGCUUGGGGAAGGGAACAGCAAAGGUUCCCUAAGAGGGGGGUUUGAGACCUCUGACAAUCCCAAAAGUUCUCUUUUUGCUUGAAAAAGUAAAGAAUUCUUCCUUACCUUUCAUGCACGAGAAGUCCGAACACCGAAAAGAAAAGCUUGGAAUAACCACUAGCUAAUGCAACCUUAUGAUACGGGUUGUAUAUAUUGAUGCCAUCCAGAUCGAAACCAGCAUCAACACAGUAUUUUGCUCUCUCCAAAAUGGCUCACAUCUACACUGAUUUCCAGCCAUCCAUCGAAUGGACGCAAGAUGCCAAGAAUAAUGUGCUGCGCAUUUACCUUCCAGGUUUCCGUAAGGAUGAGUUCAGGGUCCAGGUCGACAACUCUGGGAAGUUGACCGUAAAGGGCAGGAGGCCACUUGGCGAUGGCAAAUUCAUGCAUUUGGAGCGGGUUUUUGCGGUUCCUAAAGAUUCACAUACUGAUAAGAUCAGCGGGAAAUUUGAAAGCGGAUGUCUCUCUUUAUUCAUGCCAAAGAAGGUCCCAAAAACGGCAGAACCACCGAUGCGGAUGCCCGUCCCUCGGAUGCCUAGCCCACCUCAACCCAUCCAGGAAGCGGAGCCAGCGGCUGAUGACAUCAAAGAGGAAGCUCCAAUACAAAAAGACCAGCCAAAGAGUAGUGCGAGAAAAGAGGAAGAACCCAUACAAAAAGUGAAGGCAAAAGAUGGAGAGGAGAUAAAAGCAGCAGCUCCUGUUCAUGAAGAGAGGCCGCUCACAGAUGAGAAGAAAGAGGAACACCUCAUCCAAGACGAGCCUAUUCGAAAGAAGCCAAUGAGCAGCGCGGCCAGCGAUGACAGGUUUGAAAAAUGUAAGAAGACAGGGUUGGCUUGGAAAGAAACAAUUGAGGAGGGGGUGGAAAGGUGGCUGGAUUAUGGAUUGAUGGAUGGAUUAUUGGAGACAAUCAAAAAGAAUAAAGAGGUCAUUGCAGUAGCUGUUGCAGCCUUCUCCGCAGGGUUUUAUGCGUCUGGAAAGCUGAGGUCAAGUGGAAGAUGAGAAGGGCAUUCAACAGCCAUCUGCAGUUGCACCUUGCCCUAUAUAAUGCUGUUAAACAGCUUCUAAUGUGCUAAAAUUCACUAACUACCACAAUUAUUUUGAUCUGCAUGAAGAUCGAAGAAUGUGAAAAAAUUAAUGAUCCAUUAUUGUCAUUCAGUCAGAUGUAAGGAAUGGUAUACUAAAUAUUGGAGUACAACUGUUCAAGCAUAAGUUCUCUACAUACGAGGAAGAUUAUAGAGGUACAUAGUGAAAUAAAAGUACACAUACACAUAUGAAUUCAGGGCUAGGUUUAACUCAAUGCAAGAAAAAAUGGCCUGUAAUACAAAUGUAAUUAUUAAUAUAGUGAUACACAUGUUCCAGGCCUUAUUGAUAUAUCAGCUCUAUCUGGGACUCCAGCUGGGAACCCCUCUUUAUGUUAAAUAAUAAAUAUUAUUUUUCUUAUACAAUAGUUGAUAUAAACUUUACAAAUCAA
Molecule: messenger RNA, 2079 nt
Organism: Phoenix dactylifera (date palm)
Lineage: Eukaryota; Viridiplantae; Streptophyta; Magnoliopsida; Arecales; Arecaceae
Source: RefSeq, a predicted model, not a curated record